UACACCUUACCACACCCAAUUCUUCCUCAUUUAAUACCCAAAUUUCACAAAAUCUCUAAAGCCUUGGUCAUACCGAUCAAAGAACCACCACAUCCAAGUCCAACACGGCGGAGACCCGGUCGGAUAGUCUGGAAAAAAGUGGCCGGAGCCGCCUUUGCGUGGUGCCCAGUUCAAAUUAACACCAUUUUUUUCCUAUUCUUUCUUCUUUAACUCAAAAUCCCCAAAUCCCAAAAUUCAAACCCACUCUGAAAUCCCCAAGCUUUGAAUUCCAUUUCCACCCACUGGACUGAAAUGGCGACUAGUACUCCGGUGAGGAAUAGAAGGAUAAAUGAUAUGGUGAAUAAUAUUUGUAUAAGUGACUGUUAGAAACAAUGAGGCAGAGACACAAGAAUCCAACCAUUCCAACACCCAAUCAACCCACAACCCAAAAACCAAAACUUUCAAAAUCCUUUAUAUUUUCUUCAACAAAGAGAGUCUUUGCACUCUGCUUGGCGUUCCGGGUGGUCAAUGCUUUGUUGGUGCAGACCUAUUUCAACCCAGAUGAACACUGGCAAGCCCUUGAAGUUGCUCACCGCAUUGCUUUCGGCUAUGGGCAUUUGACAUGGGAGUGGAAGAAGGGGAUUCGUAGCUAUUUGCAUCCAGUGCUAUUUGCUGUACUCUAUAAAGUUCUUUCUAUAUUGGGUCUGGAUACACUAUGGUUCAUGACGAGGGCUCCACGGCUGCUGCAGUCCAUAUGUUCCUCAGUUGGUGAUUUGUAUUUGUACAAGCUGUCAGAUGUCCUCUUUGGUGAUUGUGUUGCAAAAUGGGCUCUCUUUGCACAAUUGACAAAUUGGUUUAUGAUAUUUUGUUUCCCUCGCACGUUGUCAAAUAAUUUGGAGACUGUUCUUACACUUAUUGGCCUAUACCACUGGUCCUGUAUUAGAGAUUCUUCCACUAAAAUUCCAUUGGUUUCAAGGAAGUGGGGUCUGGCAAUAGCAGCAUUGGCUUUUUCUAUUCGACCAACGAGCGCUAUUAUAUGGGUGUAUGUUGGCCUACUUGAGCUGUUUGUGACUCGUGAUAGACUAAGAUUCAUUUUUCUUGAGGUGGCUCCCAUUGGGGUGCUGGUUCUUGGACUAACAUGUUUAUUGGAUCGUUUGAUGUAUGGCUCGUGGGUCUUAGUACCUCUUAAUUUUCUAAAGUUCAAUUUUCUGUCCUCUGGAGGAGAUUAUUAUGGCACUCACAAGUGGCACUGGUACUUCACUCAGGGAUUUACGGUCAUGCUCUUCACAUUCUUACCAUUUUCCGUAGCUGGCAUCAUACAAUCCAAACAAUGGAAGUUGUCUGGCCUUAUUGCAUGGGUUUUAGGACUUUACAGUGUACUGGGUCACAAAGAGUUCAGGUUUGUCCUGCCUGUGCUUCCAAUAGCUUUGAUGUUCUCUGGAUAUGCAUUAGCUAAGAUGAAUGCAUCUGAUUCUCCAAAUGCUGAAAAGAAAGGAUCUUUGAACAUUCAUACCAGAUGUCCGUCAAAAAUGCAAUUUUUCAUCUUCUUCUUGCUUGCUACAAACAUACCAAUGGCCUUGUAUAUGAGUUUGAUUCAUCAGAGAGGAACUGAAGAUGUAAUGAUCUAUCUAUCCAAAGAAGCUAGAAAUGAGAAAGUUGAAAGCAUCCUUUUCCUAAUGCAAUGCCACGCAACACCUUACUACUCCACUUUGCAUCGCAACUUACCCAUGCGUUUUCUCGACUGCUCACCAAGCAGUGAAGAGAAAGGAGUCCUAGAUGAGUCAGAUCUUUUCAUGAUGGACCCUGUCAGUUUUGCAACAGAAUUUGCAAAAAAUUGGUCAAAACCUAGUCAUGUUGUGUUGUUUGAUUCAGAAGAAAGAUUAUUGAGGGAUUUUCUAAUCCUGCAUUCUUAUAGAGAGAUUAAAAGGUUUUUCCAUUCUCAUUUCAAAGUGGACCGCAAUCUUCAAUCAUCGGUUGUUGUAUAUGUUUUGGCAGGCCAGUGACAUUUGUCUUCUAUGCAACCAAUCUAUGUCGCCUAGCCCUUAGCAAUUUUUUUUUUUUUUUGCUUGCUUCUUAUGGAGAUAUAUUGUUCAAACUUAUGUCAGUGGUACAUUUAACAGGAAUACUUUUGACGGACAACACUCAAUUUUUUGAUCUAAAAUGUACAGGAAUGCUUUGAUGGACAA
Messenger RNA from Quercus robur (English oak), 2165 nucleotides. RefSeq names its product mannosyltransferase APTG1. The record is from RefSeq and is a predicted model, not a curated record. Bases 372 to 1982 code for a protein of 536 amino acids. Lineage: Eukaryota; Viridiplantae; Streptophyta; Magnoliopsida; Fagales; Fagaceae. Gene Ontology annotation, biological process: GPI anchor biosynthetic process. The transcript has 10 exons. Gene Ontology annotation, molecular function: alpha-1,2-mannosyltransferase activity. Gene Ontology annotation, cellular component: endoplasmic reticulum membrane.